CGCGUACAGCAGCGUAGCGGUCAGAGCCGAACUCAUUUGCUGAGAACAGUCGCUUCGUUGGGCCCAGGAGCGACGGAAACUUCACUGCCAACAUGUCCGACGAUGAGCAGGAGCAGACAAUAGCCGAAGACCUGGUGGUCACCAAGUAUAAGAUGGGGGGUGACAUCGCCAACCAGGCUCUCCGUAAGGUUGUGGAGGCAGCUAAAGCCGGGGUCUCCGUCCUCAGUCUGUGUGAGGUAGGCGACGCCUACAUCAUGACUGAAACUGGAAAAGUCUUCAAAAAGGAGAAGGAAAUGAAGAAAGGUAUUGCCUUUCCUACCAGCGUCUCCGUCAAUAACUGUGUUUGCCACUUCUCCCCCCUGAAGAGUGACCCAGACUACAUACUUAAAGAUGGGGAUCUGGUCAAAAUAGAUCUUGGUGUACACGUUGAUGGCUUCAUUGCAAACGUCGCUCACAGCUUUGUUGUCGGAGCCAAUAAGGAGAACCCCAUCACAGGCCGAAAAGCUGACGUCAUCAAAGCAGCACAUCUGUGUGCGGAAGCAGCUCUACGCCUCGUUAAACCCGGGAACCAGAACGCUCAAGUGACAGAGGCCUGGAACAAGAUCGCACAGUCGUUUAAAUGCUCUCCUAUUGAGGGUAUGCUGUCUCAUCAGUUAAAGCAGCAUGUGAUAGAUGGAGAGAAAACAAUCAUUCAGAACCCAACAGACCAGCAAAGAAAGGACCAUGAGAAGGCAGAGUUUGAGGUACAUGAGGUCUAUGCUGUUGAUGUCCUGGUCAGUACUGGUGAGGGAAAGGCCAGAGAUUCAGGCCUGAGGACCACAAUCUACAAAAGGGACCCCAGCAAGCAGUAUGGCUUGAAAAUGAAGACUUCUCGCACGUUUUUCAGCGAAGUGGAGCGACGUUUCGAUGCCAUGCCAUUCACACUAAGGGCUUUUGAGGACGAGGCCAAAGCUCGCCUUGGAGUGGUGGAGUGUGCCAAACAUGAGCUGCUGCAGCCUUUUAGUGUGCUUCAUGAGAAGGAGGGAGAAUUUGUUGCACAGUUUAAGUUCACAGUGCUGCUGAUGGCAAAUGGGCCUCAUAGAAUCACAAAUGGACCCUUUGACCCGGAGCUCUACAAGUCAGAGCAUGAAGUUCAGGAUCCAGAGCUAAAGGCUUUACUACAGAGCUCUGCAAGCCGUAAAACACAGAAGAAAAAGAAAAAGAAGGCCUCAAAGACUGCAGAAAACGCAACAGGACAGCCAGCUGAGGACACGGAAGCAGCAGAAUAAAAAAUAAAUAAAACUGCCUUUCGAAAACAUUCAAGACCCCAAAGAAAAUUGAGGCUAAAUAUCACAAGUUUUCUUGACCUCUCUGCCGAUUAAAUAAUUGACUAAUUAAACUGAAACAUUUAUUUAAACAAAUACCUGCGUCAGAUCGAUAUUUAUCUUAACCCUUUACUGUAUUCAUAGAUAAAAUCAUUUAAGUUUCUUUUCUUCCCUGAUAUGGUCCAAUAGCGAGGAAAAUUGGCCUGUUUAAAAGUCAAUGAGAUGCACAGCAAGUCCUCAUUUUGGUGUUAUGUGCUUCUUUUAUUGAAAGUCCCCAAUCUGAGAAUUUUUGCUAAAACAAGUUGAUGUUUAGUUUAGAUAUUUGUAGAAUUAAUUUUUGCUUUAUUAGU
Cyprinodon variegatus (sheepshead minnow) is the source of this 1654-nucleotide messenger RNA. RefSeq names its product proliferation-associated 2G4 (gene pa2g4a). The transcript has 13 exons. The record is from RefSeq and is a predicted model, not a curated record. Lineage: Eukaryota; Metazoa; Chordata; Actinopteri; Cyprinodontiformes; Cyprinodontidae. Bases 93 to 1268 code for a protein of 391 amino acids.